AUGGUAGACCAACCAACGAAAUCCCUCUUGGAGUACGGUAUUCCUGAUACAACUACCGGAGUCCUUUCAAGCAUCAUAAGACCACCAGUCACGGCUCAACACUUCGAGCUCAAGCCACAGUUCAUACAAUUCAUCUCCAAUGAUUCAUUCGUAGGGCUACCACAUGAUUGCCCCGUAAGUCAUAUAGAUAGCUUUUUGGAAAAAUGUGAUACUAUGAAGUUGAACGGUGUUACAGAUGAUGUAAUCAGACUACGCCUUUUCCCCUUCUCACUUCGAGACAGGGCAAAGGAGUGGUUAAGAGAUGAAGGCACUGGCUCGUUCGAUACAUGGGACAAGUUAGUGAAAGCCUUCCUAGUGAAGUUUUUAGGGAAUGAGAAGACUGCAAGAUUGAGGAAUGAGCUACAAACUUUUAGGCAGUCAAAUGAUGAGUCUCUCUAUGAGGCUUGGAGGAGAUUUAAAAGAUUGCAGAGACAAUGCCCUCACCAUGGCAUUCCAGAUUGGAUUUUGAUGCAGACCUUUUACAAUGGCAUGACUCAUGAGUUCCGUAUUUACAUUGAUGUUGCGUCAGGAGGUUCUCUCUUGACAAAGAACCCCACUGAAGCUAGGGAGCUCAUAGAGAAGAUGGCGGCUAAUGAUAACUAUCAUCCUGGAGGCCGAAACACUGUGAAAAAGGGAGGUAAACUUGAUGUUGAUGCUUUAACUAUGCUAACUAGUUCUGUGCAGGCACUAACAAGCAGGUUUGAUAAGUUCCAAGCAGGAACUUCUAACACCCCACAGGAGUUGUGUCAGUUAUAUCAUGUGCAGGGUCAUGUUGCUCCAGAUUGCCCACAGAUUUCGCAGAAUGCGGAAGAAAUGCCAAUCGAGCAAGCCAAUGCUUUCUACUCCUCUAACCCAAAGAGGCCUUAUGGCCCUUAUUCCAACACCUACAAUGAAGGAUGGAAACACCACCCCAACUUUUCCUACAAAAACUCCCAAGCGCAACAAAACCCUCCACCACCACCUCAACCCAAUACCUACAACCAACCACCACCAGGCUUCCAACAGAAACCACCCAAUGCCCAACAACCUAUGCAACCACAACCUCAGAAAUCAAGCCUAAAGGUGACCUUAGAGAGCUUCAUAACCGCAACAAACAGUGCCAUCCAACAUCAAAAAUAG
Chenopodium quinoa (quinoa) is the source of this 1158-nucleotide messenger RNA. RefSeq lists its product as uncharacterized. Lineage: Eukaryota; Viridiplantae; Streptophyta; Magnoliopsida; Caryophyllales; Amaranthaceae. The transcript has a single exon. The record is from RefSeq and is a predicted model, not a curated record. The coding region runs from base 1 to 1158 and encodes 385 amino acids.